AUGAUUGCAGAAAACUACCUCUACACCCACAUUAUUAAAUCACUAGAGGUCUGCGUGAAAGUAAAACUUGGAUACUACUUGUUUGCUAGCUCCUUAGUUGGAGCCUCUCCAGCGAAGGCAAAAGUGGGAGUAGUCAUGUUCUAUCCGUGGGAUAGUGCCAAGCUUUUGGUAUAUCGAUAA
Bipolaris victoriae FI3 is the source of this 180-nucleotide messenger RNA. RefSeq lists its product as hypothetical. The transcript has a single exon. The record is from RefSeq and is a predicted model, not a curated record. The coding region runs from base 1 to 180 and encodes 59 amino acids. Lineage: Eukaryota; Fungi; Ascomycota; Dothideomycetes; Pleosporales; Pleosporaceae.